GACUGAUAUUUCUCUUUCCUCUCUGACCUUUUCCUUACACUGCAUCCUUCUUAGUCGCAGCCAUACGGCACCUUUCCCACUGAAUCGAUCUCGUUUCCAUUUUCCAAAACACACUCAUUCUCACUUUCUCUCUCCAAAUUGAAAACCUUCGAACAAAGUCACAGCGCGAUAUCUUCCCUGGCACUUCUUCCGAUUCCUCUCUCUCUAUCUUCCUCUCUUUUUAUCCUCAUAGAAAUGUUACAAAACCAUUGGCCGAAUGGUUUUAACGCUCGUGUCUUGUUCAUCCGGACAAUGCAAACCCUAAGCUCUUAACAGAUUCUGACAAAGCCGGAAAUGAGAUUAAGGCUUGGAGCAAUGGCCACUUGGCCUCGAGAUCUGCUCGUGGUGAUCUUGUUCGGCCUCUACAUAAGUGUUUGUUCUUCGCCGGAGGAUUAUAGGAGAGCGUUUCCCAUUAUAGAACCUGAUUCUGGUCAUACCAAACUUCGGAUUGCAAGAGAGGGUUUGGAGGCAAUAGAAAGGAUAACAAACCCAAUUGCUGCUGUUGCUGUGAUUGGUCCGUACCGCUCGGGCAAGUCUUUUCUUCUCAAUCAGCUUCUCUCACUUUCUUGCAACGAAGGAUUUGGUGUUGGUCAUAUGCGGGAUACCAAAACAAAAGGAAUAUGGAUAUGGGGUGUUCCAAUAGAGUUGGAAAUUGAUGGGGUUAAAACAUCUGUGUUUUAUCUUGAUACAGAAGGAUUUGAAAGUGUUGGUAAAUCCAAUGUAUAUGAUGACAGGAUUUUUUCCCUAGCAACCGUUAUGAGUUCAGUGCUGAUCUAUAACCUCCCUGAGACGAUCCGUGAAGCAGACAUAUCUCGAUUGUCAUUUGCUGUGGAACUUGCUGAAGAAUUCUAUGGAAGAGUGAAGGGGCAAGAUGUAGCAUUCGAGCCUGCCAAGCUUUUGUGGUUGAUUCAGCGUGAUUUUCUGGAGGGGAAGUCUGUACAGGAGAUGGUCAAUGAAGCUCUUCGACUGGUUCCCAAUCACAGUGGUGACAAAAAUAUCAAUCAGGUUAACCAGAUUCGCGAAUCUUUGGCAAUCAUGGGUGAUAACAGUACAGCCUUCAGCUUACCUCAGCCUCAUCUUCUACGUACCAAGCUUUGUGAUAUGGAAGAUGCAGAUCUUGAACCUAUGUAUGUAAAGAAAAGGGAACAGUUGAAAGCAUUGGUGACCUCCAUCAUCCGACCAAAAAUUGUCCAGGGGAAACAUCUAAACGGGAAGGAGUUUAUAUCAUUUCUGGAGCAGAUUCUUGAGGCCUUAAACAAAGGCGAGAUUCCAUCAACAGGUUCUCUUGUGGAGGUUUUCAAUAAGGGGAUUCUUGAGCGCUGUUUAGCAUUGUACAGUGAGAUGAUGUCUCAUGUGGGUUUACCACUAUCAGAGCAAAUGCUGCAUCACACACAUGAUCAGUCAAGAAAGAAGGUUAUGGAAGUAUUUGAACAGCAGCAUUUUGGUCGUCAUCAUGCCCAAAGAUCAGUUGUAAAAUUGGACGAUGAAAUACAAAAGGUAUAUAAAAAUUUGCUUUUGGCAAAUGAAUAUCAAUCUUCAAAGCUGUGUGAGGCAUUAUAUACAAAAUGUGAGGAUAAAAUGGACCAGCUCCAAGUCUUGAGGCUUCCCUCCAUGGCAAAAUUUGAUGCAGGCUUUCUUCAAUGCAAUCAAAGCUUUGAGCAUGAAUGUGUAGGCCCUGCAAAAGUCAAUUAUGAGCAACGGAUGGUUAAGAUGCUAUCAAAAGCUCGAUCCCUGUUCAUAAAGGAGUACAAUCACAGGCUUUUCAACUGGCUUGUGGCUUUUUCCCUUGUCAUGGUUGUGGUUGGCCGUUUCAUCGUUAAAUUUAUAUUGUUAGAAGUUGGAGCCUGGAUAUUGUUUAUCUUCUUGGAAACGUAUACACGCAUGUUUUGGUCAGCAGAGUCACUUUACUACAAUACCACAUGGCACUUUGUGGUGGCAACUUGGGAGACUAUUGUUUAUAGCCCAAUCCUCGAUUUGGACAGAUGGGCCAUUCAGAUCGGUGUAUUGCUAGUUGUAGUGCUUCUCUAUUGGCGGUGUUAUGGAAAGAGGAAACACAAGGGGCAUUCUCUUUUGCCUUUGUAUGAUAUACGUAGGGGUUACAAUCAUCGUGACCGAAGAUCUGAUUAAUCUUAUAAUCUGGAUAUUUAUGCAAGCCAUAAUUUUUGAAUUGGCAUCCUCUCUUGGACUAAUUGAGAAAUUCUUGAAGCAGCACAGGAACAGAUCUGAGCAUGGACGGCUGGUUGGUGCAUGGCGUUUCGGCAUCCCUUACUGGCUUUCUUGGUGCCAUUUUCUUUGUUUUUCUUUUCUCUCUCUUUUGAAAUUCGUUUCCUCCUUUUGAUCUUAUUUCCUGUAUAAUUUUUAUAAUUGAGUUUAGGCUAUGGCGGGCCUGUGUAGUUUCUAUUAUAUUCUUGGGGUAAUUGAAAUUUGAGAGAGAAUUUAUUCGUUUAAAGUGUCAGUUGUAACAGGGUGCGGUGCGUUGAAGAAAGAGAUAACUAAGUAGAUGGAUGUGUGAAGUACAACAAAAAUUGUGGAAUUGAGAUUUUACUUGAUUUCACUUGGAGAUGGAGUACAUUAGUUUGUGGUU
Molecule: messenger RNA, 2623 nt
Organism: Amborella trichopoda
Lineage: Eukaryota; Viridiplantae; Streptophyta; Magnoliopsida; Amborellales; Amborellaceae
Product: Guanylate-binding family protein
Molecular function (GO): GTPase activity; GTP binding
Source: RefSeq, a predicted model, not a curated record